AUGGCUGUGCUGUAUGAAUCCGCCGAGCUGACCAUUAUUGCUGCGGCCGGCGAUGGAGCUGACUACGGUCUCCCUGGCGUUCCAUCCCGACAUCGGCUGGAACAACGUUGUAUCCAAGUUGGCGGACAUGACUAUAUUGUCUUCGACACGCCACUGAACUCGGCUCUCCAGGACUCUAGGUAUAUCACGCGAGGAUGGACCUAUCAAGAGGAGGCAUCGUCAGUCCGACUCCGACGGCUGUACUUUACUGAUCAUCAGAUAUAUUUUGAGUGUCGGGAGUCCCAUUCGUGUGAAAUCGUCGUCGCCGCAGACAGGCUGCUGCGUUUCAUGAAGGAACGCGGAAACAGGGUCUCGAAAGUCGACCCAACCGAUAUCGACAAGGGCAACGCUGCGUGGCACCACAUAGGAGCAGUUUUCGAAAGGACUCUGACAGAUGAAUCAGACGACCUCGGACAUCAGACCUCAAAACUGCUUCUGUGGUCAUCGGACAUUAAGAACUUCUUAGUGAAGAUGAUAGCCCACAUCGAGGGACACACAGAUGCACGCACAGACAGACGGACAGGGAAAGCAGUGUAG
Molecule: messenger RNA, 576 nt
Organism: Cladophialophora carrionii CBS 160.54
Lineage: Eukaryota; Fungi; Ascomycota; Eurotiomycetes; Chaetothyriales; Herpotrichiellaceae
Exons: 1
Coding region: 1-576 (191 amino acids)
Source: RefSeq, a predicted model, not a curated record